This is a messenger RNA of Nyctereutes procyonoides (raccoon dog), 5078 nucleotides long. RefSeq lists its product as uncharacterized. The transcript has 3 exons. Lineage: Eukaryota; Metazoa; Chordata; Mammalia; Carnivora; Canidae. The coding region runs from base 21 to 1178 and encodes 385 amino acids. The record is from RefSeq and is a predicted model, not a curated record.
GUGAACCAGCCCCCCCUCUCAUGCACAAAGCUUCACCUGGCUCAGAUAAAACAGCCCGGGGGUGGCUAUCCCUGACAGCCAAGUGUCCACCGGCAAAUCCUUUGACCCCCACACCACUUCUUUUUCUGGACAACUUCUUGGAUGAAUUAGAGAAGCUUGGUGCUUUACCCUUACCAGAUGACCAAGCCAAACCAGAUAUCCUAGAGGACAUCGUCCUUGAGAUUAAGGAGGAGCCCUCGGUGCUCCUCCCAUUGCCCCCAGCUGCUGUGCCGGCCAAAUCAGCAUCCUCUCUGCCUCCUUUCCCCUGCUCUGGGGUGACCCCAGCUACAGUCCUGCCUUCGGAGGCAAUAGCAUCUCAGGAUCCACAAAAGACAGCUCGAAACAAGUUUGCGGAUUUGACAAAAAUGAGAAAGGGCUUUGGAGACCCUGAAAAGUUACCCCGACUCCCAAGUGAUAAGUGUGUGGCCUCUGCACACACUCAUAUGGGCCCCUGGCCCAAAAGUCUCCCUGUCAUUGGAGAGGAAGAGGACAUCUGCGAGGGGGUGAUGUCAGGCAUCCGGAGAGGGCCAGAAUCUCAAGACCCAGAUGCUCUCUGGCCUGCCUGCGAUGGCACAGAAGCAACCCCAAGUCUGCACAUUGAGGAGGACGAAGAGGAGAGGAAACCCAUAAAAUCCCCAGUAGCUACCCCCACAGAUCCUAGGACCCCUAAGGAAGACAGCAAGGCAGCGAAAACCCAUUAUGAGCCACCUUCACCUUCUCCGGGAGAUGGACCGUCUACACCUUUUCCCAGCUCUCUCCUUCCUUCCCUUCCUUUUCAUUCUCCCUCAGCCUCUAUCUCUGACCUGGCCUCGACCCUUUCUCAGACUCCCCAGCCCUACUCGCCUCCCCUCCUCCCUAAGUACCCUUACCAACAGGAGAGAAAUUCACCAAAACUAAAGGCUGACCUAAAAAGCGAGGUAUUUGUGUUGGGUAAGCCUCCGCGUAGCCCAGUGCUGUGUAGGAGAUCCUGCGGCUCGCCGGGCCGAGGCCUCAGCGCUUCCCACAGGGUAGGGUCACAACGGCCCCCUCGUGCCAGGCACCCUGGCCACCCACCCACCCGCAGUAGGCUGGCCCUCCCUCCCUGUCACUGCUGUGCUUUGCCCCAAAGUGGGCCCAGAGGUACCCCCGAGAUGAAGUGACCAUCCAUCAUGAGCUGCCAAGUCAGAUCAACUGAAAAAUCCAAUGCAGUCUGUGGGCAACGUGUUUCUCUUCUGUGUCUCUGUGUCGAACUUUCCAGAAAUCCAGAAAGACAUGACCAGAUUCUUAUAAUCCAAGUCAGGGUGUAGUAUAUGUUGUCUUCUCCGUCCAUCUCAUGCUUCCUGCCACAUUCUCUGUAAAUCGCUGCUUUCCAAUCACAGUUUUUAGUGCAAAGAAUAAAGCUGGUGCUUGCUGAUCGCAUAGCGAGCACUUCAGUAGUGUUUGCUUCGGUGGCAUUCAGUUUAUGUCGAUUGUUCUCUUGAAUCCAUCAUCCUUAGUUGCACAACCUCCUGUUGCUCUGGUGGUGUGGGCUACAUUUGCUCCACGACACUUUUUAAACCUAAACGAGGGAUUCUGGGGUAUUUCAGUACUCUGGACUCCAGGUACUCCCAGGCUUUGGAAAACUUUGAUUGAAUUUAAAGGCAAAAUUACUUUUCCCAGUAACUCCUUGGUUCUGUAACAUCGAAAGCUCUUUCAUAUGUCGGGGUUCUAAAUGGUACUAUCAGUUCUGAGGAAGGCAGCCAAGGCAUUUGGGGAUUUCUGUCUCUGCAAAAGGCAAUCGUUUCACCAUUUCUAUUUAAUAAACCCCGGUUUGACCUUACCUGGCCUACUGAUGACCAUAGCUUGCAAAUUGUUAAGGGCCCAAUUGAUUGCAAAGAGGAUUUCCUUUUCCACUUUCAAAAAGUGUUGCUACCUCUCUGUGCUUAUGCCAUUUUUUGUGCUCUUGUUGCUUGCAUAACGAGACCUCCCUUUGUUUCUGAGGCAGAGAUUUGGGUUGCCAUAGAGAAAGCGGAAUGUUGAUUUGAAGAGAUUCUUAGACUCCCUCACAGAAAGGCCUUCCAGAGCCAAAACAAAAGGGAAGAUUUUUCCACAAUUAAUAUGGCCCAGCCAUAAAUUUCCCAUGGGUCAGGGAGACGCCAUGUUUUGUUUGGGUCACCUCAAGUUUUUUUCUUUGCCAGGUUUUUACAUUAUGUGCUUAUACAUUAUAUGUGUUUGUGUGGAGCAUAAAUAAUCUAUAUUCUUUAGAUUCAUGCAAAGUUGUGUAUCAUAGUUUAAGAAGGAAAAAAUAAGCCUAUUACAUAAACAUGGGAUUGUUACAGGGAGAAUUUCAUCGAAUUCUGGUUGGCAAAUACUACAACUAACAUUUUCUGGGAAAAAAUUUGAAGAACUCUAGAAGUGCUUAUAACUCUUUCAAAUAUUCUUCCUCAUUAGUGCUUAAAGUAAUAGUCCAGUUUUACUUAAGAAUUACUGAAUACUAGAUGUAGCUAAUCCUGCAGAGGUGCCUCUGCAGAAGCACAGAUAGAUGGGUUCUGGACAGACUGCCUCUCCCCAUCUGAGAUAGGGAAGUAUGUAUUUUACUAAAACCAGAGGUUCUGGGAUAUUUCACACCAGUUCCCUUAGGAGCAGUGAGAUGGAUCUGGCUUUGAAUAUUAGCAUGGGUUGAAACUUGUCUCAUUUGUCUCCACUCUUGAUAACCUUUAAAAAUUGCAACACUUAACGGGACGGUGGAAGGAUUGCUACCUUCCCAAUGGAAAAAAGUUAAAUAUCUAGGAUUCCAUGAAAACAACAUGAUGCUUCAUUAUGUUUUCUAAUUUUUAUUGUAUUCUUAAUACAUGUAAGACUCUCUGAAUGUCACAAAUGUAUAUCCUGUAUUGAUCACAAAGAUGGUAAGAGUUAAAAUAGAAACAAUCGCAGACCAAAAAUACGGGUGGCUAAAAAGUGAUCCUUUCUCAAGACUUUAAAAUGUAGGAAGGAAUUUUCAUCGUCAGAAAAACAGAUAAAUAUCUAUUCCACCACAUUCCGUGGUCUUUAAAAUAUCCUUUCAACAUGAAUCCAGGCUGAAGGAAGUUAGUGAGAGCUGUCCAAAGGCAUCAACUUUUAGCAUGUUGGUGCCACUACUCACCAUUGGGUGGCAAUAGAGUGCAGAUACAGUACAGAUCUUUUCCUCAGCAUUCGUACCCUUUUUAACUUGUAACACCUGGAGGGAGAAAGGCAAAAGAUAGUCUCCUAAGAUGAUUUCCUUGAGUAUUCAUACAGAACAUAAAUACUUGCGUAAAGGACAAAAUAAAGAUGCUGAUUUUAAUCAACUUAGGCCAUCUGUUCCAUCAUAGUAAUCUUCUAUGCAAUAGAGAGUGCCAGUCAAAAUCAUCAUUCUCUUUCCUCUUUUUACUUAUUUGUGAUACUAAGAAAUAAUCUGUGAGUUUUGGCUUACUGAUCUGAAAAAUGAAGCUGAAUUGUUACUAUGAUUGUUUUUACAUGACUGGGAUAUUUGAGAAUUAACUAUUAAGUGUCAGCUGUCUCAGCUCUCUGAGAAGUGAGGGGUAAGGUUGAUGGUGGCAUCUAUACAUAACAGGAGAGAUGUACCCGUGGAAAUGUGGAUUCCUCCAUGGGUUCCCUGAAGGGGACAAGAUUUUUUUUUUUUUUUUUUGGUAAGGGGACAAGAUUCUAAUCACUGUCUUGUCCAAUGCCUUGAUUCUAGAGAUAAUGAAGCUGAGUUGCAAAUCCCAGAUUACAUUGUCCAUGCCAACACCAAAUGUGCCCUUAUAAAUAGCUGUUUAUAAUAGCUACUUUUUCAUCUAUUGACCAAGUACCUCUAAAUAAAUUAAUUCAAAUACUAUAACUAGUCAACUUUCCUCAAAACUGGUUCCUAACUAUCCAAAUUCACAUGGAGAUGAUUCCUGUUUUAAGGUAACCUUAGAAAAGUUCUAAAAGCCACCAUAAUAAUAGAGCUCAUAAAGGCUGUGGUAAAUCUUGGCCUGAGUGUGUGAACAGUAUAGAGACCUGGUAAGUCAGAGAAGGGGGUGGGAAUAGGGGUUCUCUUAAAGGCUAUCAAGGAAAAGAAAAGACAUAUUGGGAAGGAUUGGUAAAAACAAGGACAUAGCUGGCUGGCACACCCAGGAACAUGAGUCCUUGAGUCAUAGACACCUAUGGGAUUAAUGGAGCCACAGACUUCUGGCAACAGCCCAACGUUCAUAAUUGUCAAAGGAAUGAUCCACUUCAGUAACUUAUGAUGCUAGUCAAAUUAAAGGAAUUAAAGUAAUAGAAUUGGGAUGAUGACAAAGUAAAGGUUCUAUAUGGACUUCAAAAGUAGAUUAUUUUAUCUCAAUGAACACUCUGAUUUUUGAAGUCAUGUUCACAUUUUAACAUAAGAGAGCAGUGAAGUUAGACCAACCAGUUGUACCAAGCACUGGAUGCUAUGAUGAAAAAGUAAAACUUUUACACAACUUAAAAAUACUAGAAUGAUUGAAACAUGUAGAAAGAGCACAACUAAAUAAGUUUUACAAAACAUUUUUUCUCUGAAUGUAAGAACUGAUCAUCAGAAAAUAUUUUCUUAUUUAUAACUUUGCUAUGCACUGUAAUGGUGCUAUGAUGUUUCUGUGAGACAAAAGCAGCUGUGCUUUGAAAUACAGCAUUUUCCAUUUUUUAAUUACAUUUCUAUAUUUUUUUGAGUGACUAACACGAGCACUUUCAAUAUCAUGUGGUUUGAAUGUAUAAUCUUUGGCCAGAAAUUUUACUCCUGGAAAUGUGUUCUAAAGAAUGGUCCAAAGCCAGGAAAUAACUCUUUGUAUAAAAAUAUUUAUAGCACUGUUGCUCAUGAUAAUGGAAAAAAGGCUAGACCAACCUUCACUUCAAAAGCAAAAAAGAAAUGGUUAAGAAAACCAAAAAAAUAUAUCUACACAUAAGUGAGGGAACAUUAUUCUGCAGUGAUUUAAAAUGAAAAAGAAGACUGAGAAAAGAAAGCUGGAAAAUUAUUAUAAAAUAUUAAUAGCAGUUGAUAUAUGCAUAUCUUAUUUCUGCAUAAACAGUAUAUAUACAUGAUUCGAUGAGAAUCUGAAGAACUU